GCGCGCACCCUAGGUAGCCGCACGCGCCGAGAUAUCACGGAGACGACGCGAUGCUUCGCACGAUCGCGAGAAACAACGAGCUCGCGCGGAGGACCCUCCUCGCGCGCGUCGCGGGGGCGUCGCAGCAGUCUCGGACGUUCAUCUCGUUCGACGCCAAGUACAGCGACGAGAUGCCGCUCGGGGACGCGGCGACGAGAAUUGGCGCGUCUUUCGGCCCCGCGCUGGACAUGAUCGCGGAGGCGCAGCGCAAGCGCGAGCCGGUCGCGAAGAAGGAGGACACGAUCUACGUUCCCGAACUCCCACACAUUUUCCCGAUAGCGCGCUUGGCGGCGAAGAGCGAGUUCGUGAGAGACGUCCUCGUCGUGGACGAGUCGAAGAGGGUCAAGCCGCGGCUGUCGUGGUACGAUCCGUACGACACGUCCUGGGUCCCGACCGGGUGGUUCAAGGACGGCGUCGUCGCGGACGUGGAGUACUACUUCGGGGACAAGGCUGUGAAGGUCGGAUCGAAGUGAGGGGAGCCGACACGAGGGAAUGAAGGUCAUCUGGGACGUCGUCGGCGCCGCGCGCGCUUUGUUGUACCACCGAGGGAUAUUGAUAAAGAAGAAAAAGCGCCGCGAUUCGACGACGGGGGGAACGCGACUGUUAUACCAUCACGCCGCUGACGCGCACUAAUAACGACCCAAACGCGCGGUCUGUUGUAAAAGAAUAAUACUACGUACAAGUC
Molecule: messenger RNA, 724 nt
Organism: Micromonas pusilla CCMP1545
Lineage: Eukaryota; Viridiplantae; Chlorophyta; Mamiellophyceae; Mamiellales; Mamiellaceae
Exons: 1
Coding region: 51-512 (153 amino acids)
Source: RefSeq, a predicted model, not a curated record